AUGAGGUGGUCAGGCGCAGUGUUGGCAGCGGCCGGGGUGGUGGCAGGCUGCGGGCUGGUGGAAGCGGUGGAGUUCGAACCACAUGUGAGAGUGGAGAGAGACUACAGUUCUGGCGGAGGAGGUGGAGGUGGUGGCAGCUUCGGUGGCGGAGGAUACAGUUCAGGUGGUGGUGGUGGAACGGGCUACGGUGGUAGUGGAAGCUCGGGUGGAGGCGGUGGAUCAGGAGGCCACCCGGUCGUGAUCGUCCACCAGACCAAAGGUGGAGGCGGUGGCGGUUAUUCCGGCGGUGGUGGAGGAUACGGUGGAGGAGGUGGAGGAUACGGUGGAGGAGGCGGAGGAGGGAGCAACGCCGCGUGUACCAUUUGCGCUGCGUUGGCUCCUCUGGCUCUCCUCAGCUCCAUUCUGCCGCUGCUUAGCUUCGGUUUCGUCACCGUCUCGACCGGCAAGAGACGAAGAAGGGAAGUGCCUGACGAAGUGGUGAACGAAAAACUGAGGGAAUUCUCUCAGGUUCAAGAAUACGUGCAUGAGAAUUUCGAUGUGGAGGCCGAGAAUAGCAUGCAGGAGGACAUUGUGGCCAAGUAUCUCUCGUGCGCAGGAAUGGUAGAGGACGAUAACCACUGUUUAGAACACCUCGCUUGUUCGCUGACCGACCCAAAGUAUAAUCAUCCCCAUGCUGAGAAGGCUGCCAUUAGCGCGAUCCUGCACACCAUCAUGGGCAACCACAAGCUACCGCAGUACCUGAAGGACCGACUGGCGGCUGCUGGGCACGUGGGACGUCAGGAACCGGGCACGUGCUUCCGUUUCCCCUGCCAGAACGCUGCCCCGCCGACGAGCUCCUUCGCCUCCCUGCCACAGGACCUCUCCGACGCCUCCUCCAGCCUGAGCUUCAAUAUAGGGGAGGCUUCGCGACCGGGGAAUGAGGUGGCGGAGGACACGGGUCACGAGGAGGCUUAUAAAGGAGGACCCUCACACAGCAAGCACUACUGGGGGAAAACAUCGAGGUCUUAGAAGCAAGGAAGAAUGAGGAAUAAAACAGAAAAUAAAAACAAACAUGAUGUAAUCAUGUUUUAAUCUUGUUGGUUUUUAUUUUUGUUUUUUGUUGUUGUUUUUGUGUGUUUUUCGGUGUUUGUGAUAUAGAGAAAUAGAGUUUGUUAUCAUCUGUUGCUGCACAGUUUAAAUAUUUGCAAAAGUAGAUGUACUCUGAUUUAUUUGGACCAUUUUCCACUUGUUAUAGAAACCUAGAGAUUUCUUCCAAGUUGUUACAGAUCAGUCACCAACACCAGUUACUAUUUAAGCACCAUAAUUUAUAGUGAAGUCCUUACUUUAAGGUGACGUAGGUACCUAGUUAUAGCGUGUAAACACACAAGAAUCUCUUUCUUUCGUUUACUGAGCGGUAGAGCAGCACGUGGCUUCCUUCCGAAGUCGGUAA
Penaeus monodon (black tiger shrimp) is the source of this 1429-nucleotide messenger RNA. Its product is annotated as thread biopolymer filament subunit gamma-like. The transcript has 5 exons. Bases 1 to 1008 code for a protein of 335 amino acids. The record is from RefSeq and is a predicted model, not a curated record. Lineage: Eukaryota; Metazoa; Arthropoda; Malacostraca; Decapoda; Penaeidae.